UCACUGAUAAAGCACAGUUGGAUCUUUGUAAUUGGGCAAGAACUAUCUGCGAAUUGUUUCAAAAUGGUGAAGGUGAAAGAAUUCUGUUGCGGGUGCUCUCUCCGAAGUGGAACGUAUAUUGCAGCAUGGGGUUUACUAGUAUGGAGUUUUUAUAUAUUUAUAGUGGCUGUGUAUUAUUUUAUGUUCAUUCUACGUUUGGCUACCAAAACAAGUUCUUGGACACGGUGUUUAUUUGCCUAUGACGUCACAAGGACCACUAUUGGAAUGACAGUUUCCCUAAUAGCGAUAUGGGCACUUCAAAAGAAUAAAUCCAAAUUUUUAAGCGGUCUUCUAUGGUACUUAUAUUACUCCAUAACUUUUACAAUACUUGAUGAGAUGUUGUUAAUAUUCGCGUUCGAUGUGGAAGUAUCUUAUUUAUGGACGUUAAAUCUGAUGGGUCAUAGCUAUGUUAGGUCUGGGAGAAGUGAAGACAUCGCAUUGAUUUUCUUGAUUUAUUUAUUUGGAAUAGGAGUUGCAUCUUAUUUUGCGUUGAUUGUGAAAUCCUACCGAGAUUAUUCGUUUAGAAAUGAAGCUCACAAUGUUCAAUUUGUCGGCCCGGAUGCAACAACUGUUGGGUAUAUAACAGCAUAGUUGAAUAGAUAUUUACCUAACUAAUAAUUACCUAGUACAUAAUUUAAUUUUAGUACAAUUUGUGCAAUCUAUUGUUUUGUUUCAUUAUUCAAUGUCACUUAGAUGUACAAGUUAAUGAAAAAUCAAAUCACACUUUAUUAUAGUCAUAAAUGCUAAUCAUUUGUGUAUGUGAACGCGUUUUGUAUUUUAAAAAAGUUAAUUUGAGUAGAGCCUAUUCAUUUUUGAAAAUCGAAA
This is a messenger RNA of Planococcus citri (citrus mealybug), 864 nucleotides long. RefSeq lists its product as uncharacterized. The record is from RefSeq and is a predicted model, not a curated record. Bases 64 to 630 code for a protein of 188 amino acids. NCBI's taxonomy places the organism in Eukaryota, Metazoa, Arthropoda, Insecta, Hemiptera, Pseudococcidae. The transcript has 5 exons.